AUUCACUGAUGUGUUAAGAUAAUUAGGUGCAACGAUUAAAAUGAUAUAUAUUUGACAGAAGGAUAUAGCCCAGCAACUACCGGACGAACCGGACCUGACGUGAAGCUAGACUGAAAGUUGCCGACAUUUGAAUGAAGUAAAAAAACGGAUAAUUGAAUCCGGAAGUUUACAUUUCUCACUCACGCCUGCGCUGCAGCCUGAGUCCGUAGCAGACAAGUUGGACGUCAUUUCAACCUUAUCGUUUGUCACGUCAGUCACCGGUUGCGAAUACCAAUGACUGGGUAUCUACUUGUCCCGAGGGUAACAACUUAUGCGAGAAAUCAGGAUUUGAAUUAUAUAAAAAAUGAGUCACUGUCGCAUGGAACGAACAUCGACAUGACGAGAAUAUUGUGUGAUCAACUCUUAUAAAUAAUUAUGGACGAACUUCUGGGCAUGGGAGAUACUCCAACAGAUAAUCUCUAUCUGGCAUUGAUACAAUGUUUUGCUAUUAUAUUGUGCGGCUAUGCCGCUGGGAGAUUGGACAUCAUCACAAAGCUAGAAGCAAAUGGUCUCAAUACGUUUGUUGGGACAUUUGCUCUACCAUCUUUGAUAUUUCUGUCUCUUGCCAAGCUUGAUUUCUCUCUAGUCAAUUGGAGAUUUCUUUUGGCUGUAUUACUAGCCAAAAGUGCAGUAUUUUUUGUUGUUCUUGCCAUAUCAAUGAUCACAAAUAAAGCUUCCAAUCCUGGUCGAGCUGCUUUAUUCGCUAUUUUCACAACACAGAGCAAUGAUUUUGCUAUUGGUUACCCGAUGAUCGCUGCCCUUUACGGCGAUACACAUCCCGAGUACGCUGCGUAUCUGUACCUAAUGGCGCCAAUAUCACUCGCGAUAUUGAAUCCAAUAGGUUUCGUACUUCUCGAGAUUGGAAAGCGUAGCACGAGUGAAGUAACGACGAGUAGAUUGUCCCUGAUUUUUUCAAUAUUUAAAGGGAUUGCACGGAACCCAAUAUUAUUCAUGACGGUGCUCGGUAUUAUCGGAAAUCUUGCGUUUAGUCAUCAAAUACCGAAAAUGCUUGAAUCAACGCUCGAAGUUUUAGGCAAUGCGUUUUCAGCCAGCGCAUUGUUUCUUCUUGGAUUAAUGAUGGUUGGAAAGGUUCAUACUCUCAAAGGAGCGGCUCUUGUAAUACCCGGUAUUUUAAUAUGCAUUAAAUUGCUCGUUCUGCCACUGGUUAUAAGAGAAUCUGUGAUCUUACUCGACGCCGGUGUUAACGAAACGGAUACGAGGGAUUUGAGCACAUACGGGUUUCUUUAUGGCACUAUACCGACAGCCCCUGCUCUUUUCAUCUUCACCAUGCGUUACAAUCUCGAUAUCGAUCUAAUCGCUUCCUCAAUGGUCGCCUGUACUUUUUUAUCCGCUCCCUUAAUGUUUGUCUCGGCGAAACUCAUCACAGCCAUUUACGAUGGUGUUACUCCGAGCAAAUAUGCACGACAGUUAAACGCAUUUUCCAUGGAUGUGAGCGCAGCUUCUGCAGCUGCCUGCAUAUGGUUGAUAAUUUGCUUCGUUCUUCUCGAAGGAAAAAAGUACAAAAGAGUCCUCCAUCGAUGUACUCUUGCUAUUGUCGUCGCUCAGCUCGCUGUCUCGAUCGGUGUCAUCAUUUGGACGAAAUUGGAUUCAAGUAGCACUGGCUCUGUUCUAUGGUACAUUCAAUUUGUUCUUAUUACUGCCGGCGUAUACGCGAGUCGAGUUUGGACGGCUGCACUCGCAGCUUCACUUCUUUUUUUAACAGCACGUUCGCAAUCUUUCGUAAAGGGUUUGCAAAGAUGGUUCAUUCCCGUAGCGUGGUCAGUUCCUCUUCUGAUCGUCGCUAUAAUGUGUCUGGCGGCAACGCCGAAUGAACCGACGAAUUUCGAUCUGAGAAAUCCUAACUUUCAAAUGGGCAGAGUACAAGCAGCGAUGUCGAUACUUGUUUUACUCUUCUGCUUCAUAGUAACAUUAGGCUGCUUGAUACUUCAUCAAAGAUAUCAAAGACGAAACAAUACAUACGCUGAUAUAAUAUCGAGCAGUGAAAACCAGGAACAAACAGAAGAAAUUAACAGAAAUAUCAUUGAAAACAGAGAUGUUGUUGACGUUGAGGACCUUAUCUCACCGACCAACAGUUUACCAAGUGGAAAUUGUGGUUUCGACGGAGCAUGUCGUUAUCCACAUGGUUUGUGUGCGGCUAAUGGGAUGAGGGAAUCUCGGCAGAAUUUGAUGUCUGAAACGGUUUCAAACGCGGUUGAUACUGACGAUCCGCAGAUCCUCCGGCACUUAGUGUUUUUGAUUCUUCUUUUGUGCUCAAUGUUUACCGGUUUGGCUUUGAGCAUUGGAAUGUUGAUAAUGGAACAAUUAACUGGAGUUUACGCGGAGAUGGCAUUUUUAGAUGUGGCUCUAAACUUCGGACAAUCUUUAAUCGCUUUUGCGAUUUUCGGUUUGGAUCCAGGACUCGGCCGAAUCGGCAAGUGGAUGAAGACAACUUGUCGCGAAUGGAGAGAAGCCCGAGAAUUUAAACUUCCUGAUGAGGAUUCACUGAGCAUCGAAGCGCGAUUCAUUCGGGAUCAAUUCAAGCAAUGUCACCUGACGGAAUGUCGUAAUCGAAUAGCGAUGUGUCGCAGACGAUUGUUGAAAGUUUAUCAAGGAGCAUUCACAGGCUGCGAUCUUGUUGAUUGGCUAAUCGAGGCUGGGAUUGCCCAAAGUAGGGAAGAAGCGGUGCGUUAUGGUCGAUGUCUUCUUGAGAGUCGGGUCGUUCAUCAUAUCGAUGGGAAUCAACACUUUCAAGAUAAAAAUUGGUUGUAUACCUUCAAUGCUUGAAAGUAGAUUUUCAUCAGAAACACACACACACCCACACUCAUGCGCAUAUAAAAAAGUGAUUCCACUUUUCUGUAGCUACUUUCAAUCAUGAAAUAUUUUUAACGAUCUCAUUUCAUAAAUCUUGCCAAAGGAAAGCCGAAAAGAGAAUCAAUUCAAGACAUUUAUUGUCGUGCUAAUGGAAAUAUUUAUUUUAAUAGGAUUAUACCAUCGCUUAUAGACGUUUCCGCUUCGAGAUGCGGAAAAAGUUAUUCUAUUUUUUUGUGCUCGAGUUUUUCUGCCUAUAGGUGUGGCAAACAUUUUUUUUCCUCACAUUUUUUGAAACUUUCUAUAAAUUUUUGAAUGAUAGAAAAAUGUAGCGUUAGUUAUAUUCUUGCACAAAUGACCUAGCAGUAUCCGUAUUUUUUUUUUGUUUUACCGUUAGAGUGAUUUAUUUUGAAAAAUUUUUCGAACACAAGUACUAGUACACGACCUUGAUGAAUGAAGAUUUAUGAAUUUUUUAAAAAUACCAAUAUUCCAUGAGAUGUUUAAAUUUAAGCUCUCGAAAAGUUGAACACAUUUGUAUAUUUGUUUUCGCAAAACUCACAAAGUGGGUGAUAAAUUUAUCUGAUGUCUCGGAUAAAUUUUAGUAUUUUUGUUACAUGAAUUAAGUUUAACAGAUUGUAUUAUGAGCCCAACGAUCGAAAAAAAUGUUGUACCGUAUGUUCCUCGAAGAUUGUAAUAGUGGGAUGGCCUUAUCACGAUUAAAAUCAACUUGUAAGAAAGAAUAAAAUCUUUCAGGCAUUUGCUGCAACUUGUGUGCGAUAGCAAAAUGAAGUUAUAAAUACCCCGUACUAUAGCGGUGGCUGUGUUAGCGAACAGAUUUUUAUUAUUUAUUAUGGAAGAUGGUGCGCUCGGUCUAGAAAGAAAAAACCGUUCUCGAUGUGAUGCACAAAGUGAAAGGGAGGCUCCAAACCGAUACAGUCGACAGGCUCAUGUAAUCGUGUUUAUUAGGUUUAUUUUUUCAUGGCGAAUAAAAAAAAAUGUUUUAAAGUAUCAAGUUAAAGAUUAUGAGGGAAAAGAAUGAAUGAGUAUUUGACGAGUAGUGAUUAAUGUAAUAAAAUAAUCCCCAUUCGGUAGCUUACGAUCUUCAAACCAAAAAUAGGACAAUAUACAUUGAAAUUAUAAGGAAAAGAGAAGAGAUGACAAACUUUAAGAGAUUCUCAUGGAAAAAAAAUCAUAAGAUAAUUGAUUAAGACGAACAAUUGUGAAAUAAGCAUAUAUUUUAUUGCUGUUUUAUGGGAUGUUGUUGGCUUUUCGCGUUACGUGUAUUUUAGCCAAAAAAUUUAACAAUAAAUAUGCGACAGUACGGAAUAAAA
This is a messenger RNA of Venturia canescens, 4178 nucleotides long. RefSeq names its product integral membrane protein GPR155 homolog anchor (gene anchor). Gene Ontology annotation, biological process: negative regulation of BMP signaling pathway; intracellular signal transduction; transmembrane transport. The record is from RefSeq and is a predicted model, not a curated record. NCBI's taxonomy places the organism in Eukaryota, Metazoa, Arthropoda, Insecta, Hymenoptera, Ichneumonidae. Bases 415 to 2823 code for a protein of 802 amino acids. Gene Ontology annotation, cellular component: membrane. The transcript has 13 exons.